Condylostylus longicornis is the source of this 1699-nucleotide messenger RNA. RefSeq names its product serum factor response D-like. Bases 1 to 1446 code for a protein of 481 amino acids. Lineage: Eukaryota; Metazoa; Arthropoda; Insecta; Diptera; Dolichopodidae. The record is from RefSeq and is a predicted model, not a curated record. Gene Ontology annotation, molecular function: RNA polymerase II cis-regulatory region sequence-specific DNA binding; zinc ion binding; nuclear receptor activity. Gene Ontology annotation, biological process: hormone-mediated signaling pathway; cell differentiation; negative regulation of transcription by RNA polymerase II. The transcript has 3 exons.
AUGCUUAUGUCUGCGGAUAGUUCAGAUUGUAGUACUAUUACAAAAAUGCCAAUAACAUCGGUAAUACGCGUCCAAGUUCCAUCAAGUACAUCAAUUAUGCCAACUAAUAAUAUACUACCAACACCAAGUUCGGUUACUAAAAAUAAUGAAUGUUCAAGACCCUCAUCAACAAUAAUGUCAAAUACAAUGCCAACAAGCUCAUCUUCAUCAUCAGCUUCAAAUCAACAACAGUCUAAUAUUUCAAGACCAAUGCAAUGUAAUCAAUAUAAUCAUCAUCAGCAACAGAAUAAUACAAUAAAUACUGUUGCAUCAAGAAAAUAUCAAACAAUUCAACAACAAUAUUAUCCAAAUGAUACAACAAUAAUUAAAAUAAAAACUGAACCAUCAGAGGAAAAUUUAACUUCAACAUCAUCAUCACCCACUUCACUUUUGACACCGUCAUCAUCAGGUCAACAUCACUACAAAUCCAAUAAUAUUAAUUGUAAUAUUAAUGGUGAAAAUCAUUCAAAUGGAUUAACGGUUAUUUCACGUAAAAUCCCUCACAGUAAUGUUAUAUAUGUGAAUAGUAGCCGAAGUAGAUCUCCAACACCAACACGGUCUCAACAACAGCAACAGCAAUUACAACAACCUCAAAUGCAUUCAACAUCUCAUCAACAUCAAAUUCAUCAAGAACAAUUGCUUUUACCACCACCACCACCGCCACCGCCUAUAUCUAAUAAUAUGAAUUCUGGAUCACAAUUAAAUUCACAAAAUCCUUUAAUGGGUCCUCCAGCUAUAUCGAAUCUUCAUCAUCAACACCAUCAGCAUUAUUCUGAUACUCACCAUAGUAACAACUCUUUAAAUAAUAAUCGCUGUAAUAGUUUAAAUAACUUACACUCAAAUAAUUAUAUUAGUGGUGGUAAUAAUUACCAAAAUAAUAAAAUUUCAAUUAAUAAUAAUAAAUUUAAUAAUAUAAAUGGAAAUGUUUCAAAAUGUGAACAAAAAGAUCAUAAUAAUGGACCAAGUUGCCCUAUGCGAGAAAGAUCUAAUUCGCUUGGUUGUAUUGUUGUUAGUACGAGCGGUGAUACUAACUCUGAUAAAUAUUAUAACAAUUGCAACAAUAUAACAAGUAGAUCAUUAUCCAAUUCUGUUACAUCAUUAAUUGGUAAUGAAAACGGUCAUCAUCAUAACAAUAAUAAUAAUAUUAAUAUUAAUCAUAAUAACAAUAAUUAUAAUGUUAAUAACUCUGGAAAUAUGAUCGUUAAUAAUCAAGAUUUAAGACCUCAAACUCCUGAUUAUAUAAAAAGCUACCCAGUAAUGGAUACUACUGUUGCUAGCUCUGUUAAAGGAGAGCCUGAUUUAAAUAUUGAAUUUGACGGUACAACAGUUCUAUGUCGAGUAUGUGGUGAUAAAGCUUCCGGUUUCCAUUAUGGUGUUCAUUCAUGUGAAGGGUGCAAGGUGAGUUGAAAUUUAUAAAUUAAAAUUCACUAUAUUUGAGCUUUAAAAAUGGUAUACAUGAACGCCUCUUGAAAAUAUUAUAUUUAAAAACGGUAAGUAGAAACAAAAAACAAAAUAUUCAUCCAAAAUAUAUGCAAUUUUUUUUUAGAUUGAAAUAUUAAAAAUUUACUUUAGCCUGAAUAUAUGCAAUACUUUUUUAUUAAUAUUUGAAAUGAAAUUUCCCAAACUUUUUAACUUAUUUUAAAGCUUUUCAGAAUUGUAG